AUGGAUUCGAAAGCAAAACGCCAAACUCCUCCUGGAGAUAGGAUCAGUGAAUUACCGGAUGAAAUUCUUUGUCACUUACUUUCGUUCCUUCCAACUUUACAUGCCGUGCGGACCACGAUUUUGUCUACAAGAUGGAACAACGUAUGGUGUACCAGUGCUCCCAUUAGCCUACAGUUUGAUAGCAGAGAUUUUUCUUCUGGACCUCAACAACAAACGAGGUUUAUGAGAUUUGUUGACUGCGUGAUUAAAUUAUGCGGCUCAUCAUGCAACAUUAGAAGACUAUGUCUUCACUGUCACUCUUUCGCUUUUAAAGAUGAAGAUUUCUCUCGUAUUCAUAGAUGGAUAUCCACUGCCAUAAAAAACAAUGUCAUUGACCUUGAUCUUUAUUUGUUUAGUAAUAAUAAUUAUGAUUCCUUCGAGAAAUUUGAAAUGCCUCCUAGCGUUUUCCAGUGCAGAUCAUUGGUGAGUCUGAAGUUGGACACAAAUUGUCUUACCUAUAGUCCAUCUACAUCAGGUUGUUUCCCAAGCCUCAAGUACCUUCAUGUUACGUUUCGGGACUAUAUUAAUGAGGGAAGGGUAAAAAUCUUUCUGAACUGCCCUGCUCUUGAAGAUUUGACUAUAGUUGGAAACGUGGGUGGAGAUGUUUUGGAACUUAACAUCUCCGCACCUCAGAUGAAGACGUUAACAACUGAUAAUCUCGACUGCAAGUUUUUCGUUGAUGCCCCGAGACUUGAAAACCUCAAUGUCAACAUCGAUUGGCCUUCUUUGACGUCGAAUUAUGUUUUGGAGAAUUCUAAAUCUUUGGUCAAGGCCAAAGUUCAUGUCAAAUAUAUAGCACCAAAACACAAGCAUCGAUAUCCAUCUUAUGUUCCCAAUAUAUCUGAGUUACUUGCAGGUACUUCAAGUGUUAAAUAUUUAACAUUUUUAGCUCCUCUGUAUCUGGAAGCACGCUAUCUGCCGGAUUAUGAGAAUCUGAACCAACUGGAGUUAGAUCUUCGUUGCUUUUGCUGGGACCUUGUAGUAGAGUUGCUCAAGAAAUGUCCUAGUAUGAAACACUUGAUCUUAAACCUUCAUCGUACAGCAUGGAAUCACGAUUACAAGCCAGUCAAUCCACCAACGCUUGUGCCGGGGUGUCUCUCGUCACACCUUAAGACUGUCUCUAUGCGUGGAUUCCACGGAGAACAGGAGGAGGUUCAAGUGCUCAAGUACUUGUUACACUACGGUGAGGUUUUGAAUAAGAUUACUAUUUCUACAAGGAAUUUCGUAGAUUCCAACUGGGGGGAGCUUUCCAAUUCUGUGGAUUCAAUCAGAGCUGCAAGUCUUUGGAGUGGCGGAACCGGCCUGCAGCGAUUCCCAAGCGUGCUUAGAAUAUCUUCUAUGCAGGAGAGGCCGACUGCUUCUGAGUCGUCGUCGCAGCAGCAUAACUACAGUACCAUCAGGAUGGAGCAACUGUUGUCGUCGCGGCCAAGUUCGAGCCGAGCUCGGAUCUCGGCGGAGCAGAAAGAGAAGAAAGCGAGGAGAGAGGAAGAGGGGAAGGGGGAAUUGGCGAAGGGGAAUGAUGAUGGCUCUCGGCGUUUGUGA
Molecule: messenger RNA, 1581 nt
Organism: Pyrus x bretschneideri (Chinese white pear)
Lineage: Eukaryota; Viridiplantae; Streptophyta; Magnoliopsida; Rosales; Rosaceae
Product: F-box/FBD/LRR-repeat protein At1g78750-like
Exons: 2
Coding region: 1-1581 (526 amino acids)
Molecular function (GO): protein binding
Source: RefSeq, a predicted model, not a curated record